Cuscuta campestris is the source of this 1052-nucleotide messenger RNA. The record is from the annotation of a GenBank genome assembly. NCBI's taxonomy places the organism in Eukaryota, Viridiplantae, Streptophyta, Magnoliopsida, Solanales, Convolvulaceae.
AGAUGGAUUCAUCUUUUUUCAUUUAAAUACGGAGUACGUUUUAAUUUAAUUUCAACCCAAAAAUGAAAUUCAUUCAUUUACUCUGCCGACUCCCGCCGGCCCACAACCCUCUCUUUAAAACAAUAAUUUCUGGUCGUCAUCUUCACAAAUUCAGUUCAGUUCAAAUCACCUAACUCUGUAAUUUCUUAACUUCCUCAUGCUCAGAUCAGAUCCACACCCACAAACCCAGAUGAUAAUUGCCCAGAAAAAUGAUAAGUUCUUCUCGAGGCUUUUAUCAAAAGAAGAAAAAUCCUCUGCCAAUAAAGAAUCCUCUUUCAGAUUCUUCUCCUGCGAGUCCUCAAAAAGCUCCAUCCCUUUCCGGUGGGAAUCCCAGCCCGGAACCCCCAAACACCCCCUCUCCGCCGCCUCCCUCCCGCCCCUCACGCCGCCGCCGUCCUACCACUCCUCAUCCUCCCCUGCCUCCGCCCGCCUGAAAUCCUCCUCCCGCGGCGGCGGCGGCUUCAUCGCCCGGAGCUCCUCCCUGCCCACCAAGCUUCUGCAGAUCCCGCUUUCUUUCUCGCGGCGUUACUCCUCCAAGAAGGCCGUCGCCCCGUCGAUUUCGUCGUCGUCCUGUUCGUCGUCGUUCUCGUUGCCGCCGGCCACCCCGACGCCGGAUUCAAACGGCCGGAGAAAAGGGUCGGGGUCGGAUUUCCGUCUGAGGGUCGAGGAGAUGUUUAGGGACAACGUCGGCGGCGAGCAGCAGCCGUGCUCCGGUGACGGAGGCAUUGGUCCCGGCGGACAGAGCUCAAAGAGUCUCCGUGCCAGCAGGUCAUGGUUAUGCUUCAACAAUUUAUGAUCUAUAUAUCAUAAUAAUGUAAAAGUUUUAAUUUCUAGUACUAUUAUUUUGGUUUGGUAAUAAUAUUAGAUUUUUACUCAGUGUGAUGGACUGAACAUAAAAAUAAAUAUGCAUGGAUGCAUCAUAUUGGGUAUAAGUUUGAAAUGUAAGAAAAAUUAAUUUGUCCUCAAGUAAAAUUUAUUGGGUAUAGUACCAAAAGUAAACAUUUUUCUAGUUG